Messenger RNA from Cuscuta europaea, 2087 nucleotides. The record is from the annotation of a GenBank genome assembly. Lineage: Eukaryota; Viridiplantae; Streptophyta; Magnoliopsida; Solanales; Convolvulaceae.
CGUAAACCCUGAGUUGCUGAGUUGGCUUUGAAAAUAACGCACACCCUCAACCUGACCUUCUACUUUCAGCAAGCCUCCUCCACAGCGUGACUCAGCCCCAAAAAAUCAUCACCCGCGGAAUUUCUUGGCGGGCAAGUGAAAAUAUUUCCGCCAAAUCCAAAAUUUGUAGCUUCAAAAAUUCUCCUCAAAUUCCUUUUCCAUACUUUCUUAUCAGCAUCAUCUGUGCAUCUGCUCUCCUCACCGGCUCUGUGCAUCACUUCUGCUUUCCGCAUCAGUUUUACAUCCAAAAAAACCUCGCAGUCCGCAGAAGAAGAAGAAACGCAGCAGUGGUGAAGAAACAGGGCAGCAAAAAAAAGGAGAAGACCGACAACCAUUUCGAUGGAGUCGACAUCGCAACCAUUUGCUUACCAUGAACAUAUUCAGAAAGAAACUGAAGUGACUGAUCUCACUUCUCAGCAUGGCAGCGCUUCACAGAUUAACUCACAGUCACCAAUGUUCACACCUAACCCAUUCGGUCCAUCAAACAUGACUUUUAAUCCUAAUAUUAUGAUGCAUCCUCCAUUUCCUCGUGCUCACUCACCCUUUGGGUAUGGAUUUACUUUUCAAGAUCUUUCAAACUCUUCCAACAUUCCAUUGGAGAGUCAUGCUGCUAAAAUGAGCAGAGCACCAGCAAAAAGUAACAAGGUCGUGCAAAAUACGAGUAUCUCUCAUAUAGUAGGAGGCAGCAAAAACUGGAGCAAAGAUGAAGAUAUAGCACUAACAAAGGCAUGGUUAUAUAUUUCUGUUGAUGCUGAUGUUGGUAACAAUCAAAAAAUUGCUAAUAUGUGGAAUCGUAUCUUCCAUGUUUGGAGGGAGAAUAUGGGAACUUAUGAUGAGUCUCGCACAACAAAUGGCUUACAAGCUCGUUGGGGUAAGAUCGUAGCUGCAGUGAAUAAAUUCCAUGCUUUAUAUGAACGACUACAAAGGCAGCCAAAGAGUGGCGCAAGCCAAGAAGAUAUGAGGCGAGAGGCAAUGCGCAUGUAUGAAGAUAUCAAUAAUGGUCAGUCUUUCAAGUAUGAACAUUGUUGGGAGAUCAUGAAAACAAAUUCAAAAUGGUGCGUAAAGAAGAUUACUAGGACCAAAGAUAACUCUAAGCAAAAAGCUAUAAAUGGAAGUGGUGAUACCCAAGCACCAACCCAACCAGGGAGUUCAGGUAAUGAAGGUGAAAAGUGUACUAAUGUAGAUGGUAAUGUUGAUGGUAAAUGCAAUGAUAUUGAACGCCCUGAAGGAAGAAAGGCUACUAAAGAAAAAAAGAGAAGGUUGAAUGAUGAAAAAUUUGUAGUUGAUGUUUUUAAUAAGUUACAAACUACAAUGGAAAAACAAAUUUGUAUUAGUCAGGAAGAGCUGAAGAUGAAAAGGGAAAAGGACUUAAAAGACUUUGAGUUACGAGAAAAGAUAAUGGAAAAAGAGUUGGAGCUAAAAGAACAUGCUUAGAAAUCGAAGGAGAAGGAUCAUCAGUUAAAGGAGAAGGAUCAACAGUUAAAAGAGGCUGCUCAAAAGUUUAAGGAGAAAACUCAAAAGAGACUAGAACAAGAGCGUAUUUUGAAUCAAGAUGUCACCAAACUUCCCGUAAGCAUUAGAGAGACAUUUGAGAUGUAUCAAGCUCAAAUUUUAAAGGAAUGGCAAAAGUAUGGUCUUUUUGGUAAUUGAAUGUUUUUGUACCAUUUUCUGUACUUACUUUUACUAAUAAUAGUUAUGAAAAAUAAAUUAUUUAAAAACUGAUUGUACUUUUAUGUGUGGCAGGUGUGAAUUACAGUUGAAAAAGGUCAAGUCUUGAGGACCAUAAAUAGUAAUACUUGCUGGAAGACUAGAAACAUUAUGUGUUAAGACUAGUUAUUUAUUUUUUAUGAAUUUGUGUUUGCUUUGGUAUUUUGGAACAAUUUUUUUUAUUGUUUGGAUAAACUUUAGGUUUGUGGAGUAAUAGACAUGAGACAUUAGACUUUUUCUAUUUUAUAUUGAUUGUGUUCACUUAUUCUUUCAUUAUGUUUUAUUCUUAAUAUUAUGAGAGAUGUUAUCAGUUGAUCCAAUGGACAGGUGGUUUACUGUCA